Molecule: messenger RNA, 1116 nt
Organism: Hypomesus transpacificus
Lineage: Eukaryota; Metazoa; Chordata; Actinopteri; Osmeriformes; Osmeridae
Gene: six9
Product: SIX homeobox 9
Exons: 3
Coding region: 249-989 (246 amino acids)
Biological process (GO): regulation of transcription by RNA polymerase II
Cellular component (GO): nucleus; transcription regulator complex
Molecular function (GO): RNA polymerase II cis-regulatory region sequence-specific DNA binding; DNA-binding transcription factor activity, RNA polymerase II-specific
Source: RefSeq, a predicted model, not a curated record
CUGUAAGUUCAAUAGCACCAGGGCGGGGACAGGACAGGAGCAAUCAUGCUCACUUACACUGUUUACACAGAUAUUCACAGACAGGGUUGUUCUUCUAGAGAACGGUGUUCCACGGAGCCUCCAGUCCUCUCUAACCCCCGUCUCUCCCUGGAGUGAGCCACAGGUCGCCAACAACUCAAAAGUCAGAGGUCACCUCUUAACGCGGGACUACCAAUUACGGAGCGUGUGCAAGGACUUUCAUCGUAUCCAUGGCAAUGAUCUUCUCUGCGGAACAAGUGGCGUGCGUGUGCGAGGUCCUGUUGCAGAGCGGUCGUAUAGAUCGCCUGUCCAGCUUCCUCCGCACCCUCCCUCCUUCCUCCUCCUCUUUCUCAUGCUGCGUGGGGGGGCUGGAGAGCGUGCUGAAGGCCAGGGCGGCGGUGGCCUUCCACCAGGGUCGCUUCUCUGAGCUGUACUCCCUGCUGGAGGGUUUCCCCUUCUCCCCACGGAGUCACCCACUUCUGCAGCAGCUGUGGCUGCGCGCCCGCUACAUGGAGGCCGAGAGGCAGAGGGGGCGCCCCCUGGGGGCCGUGGGGAAGUACCGCGUUCGACGCAAGUUCCCUCUUCCUAGGACCAUCUGGGAUGGAGAGGAGACAAGCUACUGCUUUAAGGAAAAGUCUCGAGGUAUACUUCGGGAAUGGUACUACCGCAAAGCUUACCCCUCACCUCGGGAGAAACGGGAGCUAGCAGCUGCUACCGGUCUCACCGCCACUCAGGUGAGCAACUGGUUUAAGAACAGGCGGCAGAGGGACCGGGCAGCCCAGAGCAACACAGACAGCGGGGAUCAAGAAAGUUUUGAAUGUCCCAGAGACUUCCACCAUAUAAGGACACCCGCCUUUCCUGCGUCCGACACGGACCUCUCACCUCCUGGUAGCCCCAGACACCUCUUCUCUUGUCCCCCACGCCUCUCCCACCCCCCUCCCCUCAGGUACAUGUCAGGAGGAGCCUUGUGAUACCCUAAUCAUCACUGAGGAUUGUUAACGUUUACUAUUACAAGGCCAUUUUUUUAAUUAUGUGUUCAUGCUCGACUGCCAAUAUAGUUGAUGAAUGGUAUCGUGUAAAGGCUUUGCCAGAAUUAAA